Molecule: messenger RNA, 915 nt
Organism: Cylindrotheca closterium
Lineage: Eukaryota; Bacillariophyta; Bacillariophyceae; Bacillariales; Bacillariaceae
Source: the annotation of a GenBank genome assembly
AUGUCUAAUCUUAGACCUUCUGUGCGCUCGGCGAUAAAAAGCUUUAUCCAGACCCAGGAUGGAAGUCAGAUCGCGAGUGACGUACUUCGAGUAAUUCACGAGGAGGCGCUGUUGAUGAAAGAAACUGAAGAUACCCGCGACAUGUUCGAAACGGACCCAUUUGAAGCUUUCGAAAAGAUGAAAUCUCAAAUACGGCAGUUCAAGUCCAUGAUUCAAGUCACAUCUUGCAGUCGAGUACGAACGCGGAAAUACGUUGCGAAUGAUGCCGUAGUCACAAUUGACAACGGGAAGGAUCUUCAAUUGACAUUUCGAUACGAACAAAAGCCACGCGAAGGAACCACAAAGGGAACACAAAUAUGGUAUUCCAUUGAAAUGGCUGAAAAUAGUUACUCAGAACGGCAAAAUCUUCUCGUCGUACAAGUAUGGUCACCGGGGGACGCUCCCUGUACUGAUACCGCUGCAGUAUGCAUAAAUGAUCAAAUGAUGGAAGAGGAGGAAAAUGAGGAUGAUUUGUGGAGUGAUAUUGACGACGACGAAGAGGUAGUGCAUGAAGUAAAUGCCGAGACAAAGAAACAAAACCCACCCAGCACAAGUCCGGCAAAUGACCGAAAUCCAAGUAAACGGGCAAAAUUGAGCGAAAAUUCUGGAGCUGCACCGCAAGCGCAAGGAAACGAAGGAGAACAAGAGGACGACGACGAACACGAAAACUGUGACACUUACAUGGCAUUCAUGGAUCCUGAACUACUGCAUUCUUUUUUGACGGCGACAAAGUUUGGCCCCAUGGACGAAGAUACUGCUUUCUUUUUGCUAAUGACCUUUCCAUUCUACGAACACGAGUGGGAUUUGAUUGGCUUUGUCUUGUCUGAAGUCUUUGGCAGCGAUGAAGAUCUAGAAGAUAGCCAACCAGCACAGUAG